AUGGCUUCAUCACCGGCAUUGUUUACUGCUUCGCGCAGCCAAACACUAACAUACCUCUUGGCGGUGUGCCCCUUCUCUAUCGCCUUCCUAGUCUACAUCAAUUCAUCUAUCUCCUUCGUGGUAACCGAUUUAAUUGGACUCCAGGAUGGAGUGGGAGAUGCAGUGGGAACUCUGGGAUUCGCGGAUGAACUCCUUGCCCUGGUUGCCUGCCCACUUUGGGGUGUUCUCUCGGACCGAAUCGGAGUCCGCCAUGUAUGUACUGCAGGCUAUGCUAUUGUAGCACUCGCGCUAGUCGUUUUUGUUCAAGCCACGAAUAUCUACCCUCAGCUUCUCUUCGGAAGGCUUCUUUUCAGCAUCGGCGGCUCAGCAGUGUCGACCAUGGUCACCGCGGUUUUGCCAACUGUCACUGGCACAGUCUUUAAUGCCAAGGCAUAUCGCGCGUCUGUGUCUUCAGAGUUGACCAUCACACCGGAGCGUGUUAGAAAUGGUCAUUCCAUAGGUGUCGGUGCCUCCGGCGCUUCGCCGUCUGCGCGACUCUCUGGGUUUGUUGGCAUGUGCGCUGGCUGUGGUGCGCUCGUGGCACUAGUUGUUUUCCUACCGCUUGCAGCCCGGUUUGAGAAGAUGGGAUUAUCUCCAUCGCAGGCGAUCCAACGCAGCUAUUAUCUGGUUGCUGCCAUAUCCCUUGUUAUUAGCCUUGUAUGCUUCAUUGGUCUCCGUGAUCUCCCCGGAGAAAAGUGCAAAAACUGGAGUGCACUGUGGAAAACACGUGACGAAGGCGAUGACGAUGAUGAUCUAUCUAUCCAUGGCCCAAGAUUGUCAUACUGGAAGCAGUUAACAACUGCGCUUACACUGGGAUUCCAAAACCGUAGCAUUGGACUGGGCUAUGUCGGAGGCUUCGUGGCCCGAGCCUCUUCUGUGGGGAUCUCAUUGUUCAUUCCUCUCGCCGUCAAUCACUACUAUCGGGCUUCGGGCCUCUGCGAUGAGGAACAUGAACCGGUGCCUGGGUCGGGAUUGGGGGAUAUUAAGAAAUCCUGCCCCCGUGCAUACAUCAUCGCAUCUAUACUGACCGGGGUGUCCCAAUUGGUGGCACUGAUUGCAGCUCCAGCAUUUGGGUACUUGACAGACAAAUCACGACGGUACAAUUUCCCACUUCUUUUCGCAGCAUUGGUGGGAAUCAUCGGCUAUAUUAUCUUCGCCACGCUUCCGAAUCCUUUAUUCGAGAAGCCUGACGGCAACCCGGCAGUAUUUGUUGUGAUGGCUCUGCUUGGAACCAGUCAGAUCGGGGCAAUUGUCUGCAGCUUGGCUGUGCUGAGCAACGGCAUCUUGCGAGUCAGCAUCGACAAUGAAACAUUAAGAAAAAUAUAUGAGGAGCGACGUGUUCGUGGGGAUGAGAAUGACGCAGAACCCGACGAGAGCCAGUCUCUUCUUGCUGGAUCAGCCAACCAGAGAUUGGAGCAUCUGUCUCACCUCAAAGGCUCCAUCGCCGGAGUCUAUUCACUAUAUGGUGGGGCUGGUAUCCUGCUGUUGACUAAAGUGGGCGGACUGCUAUUUGAUGUCCUGUCAUCGGGCACACCAUUCUAUAUCAUGGCGGGCUUUAAUGGUGUGUUGCUUAUCAUGGGAAUUGUGUGUGGGGGCCUCAGCCACUUUAGAUCCUCGACCAGAAGGACUUAG
Messenger RNA from Penicillium vulpinum, 1671 nucleotides. RefSeq names its product putative MFS transporter. The coding region runs from base 1 to 1671 and encodes 556 amino acids. Lineage: Eukaryota; Fungi; Ascomycota; Eurotiomycetes; Eurotiales; Aspergillaceae. The record is from RefSeq and is a predicted model, not a curated record. Gene Ontology annotation, molecular function: transmembrane transporter activity. Gene Ontology annotation, biological process: transmembrane transport. The transcript has 2 exons.